Molecule: messenger RNA, 1412 nt
Organism: Mus pahari (shrew mouse)
Lineage: Eukaryota; Metazoa; Chordata; Mammalia; Rodentia; Muridae
Gene: Slc25a48
Product: solute carrier family 25 member 48
Exons: 7
Coding region: 14-874 (286 amino acids)
Biological process (GO): transport
Cellular component (GO): mitochondrion
Molecular function (GO): transmembrane transporter activity
Source: RefSeq, a predicted model, not a curated record
CCUUUCUAAGGACAUGGGACGCUGGAUUCAUGCCAGUAAGGAAACUCGCCUGCAGGCUGGUGUUGGCUAUGUGAACACAUUCAACUGCAUCCGCAUGGUGUACAAGAAGGAGCGUGUGUUUGGCUUCUUCAAGGGCAUGUCCUUCCCCCUGGCCAGCAUUGCCAUCUAUAACUCAGUGGUGUUCGGGGUCUUCAGCAACACCCAACGGUUCCUCAGCCAGUACCGCUGUGGGGAACUGGAGGCUGGCCCUGGCCGAAGUCUGUCUGAUCUGCUCCUGGCUAGCAUGGUGACUGGUGUGGUCUCUGUUGGACUGGGCGGGCCUGUGGAACUCAUCAAGAUCCGACUGCAGAUGCAAACACAGCCAUUUCGAGAAGCCAGCCGUGGAUUGAAGUCCAGGGCGGUGGCAGCAUACCAGGGACCCGUGCACUGCAUUGCAACCAUUGUGCGGACGGAGGGCCUGACAGGGCUGUACCGGGGAGCCAGCGCCAUGCUGCUGAGAGACAUCCCGGGAUAUUGCUUCUACUUUAUUCCCUAUGUGCUCCUGAGCGAGUGGAUCACAUCUGAGGCCUGCACAGGGCCCAGCCCCUAUGCAGUGUGGCUGGCAGGGGGCAUUGCAGGGGCAAUUUCCUGGGGGACAGCAACUCCGAUGGAUGUCGUGAAAAGUCGAAUCCAAGCCGACGGGGUCUAUUUAAACAAAUACAGAGGAGUGGUGGACUGCAUCUCCCAGAGUUACCGGCAAGAAGGCUUUAAGGUGUUUUUCAGGGGCAUCACUGUGAAUGCUGUGCGCGGCUUCCCCAUGAGUGCGGCCAUGUUCCUCGGGUAUGAGCUCUCACUGAAGGCGCUCCGGGGCGACCACACUGUGAGAAACAAAUGAGGUAUCAGGAGAAUAUAGAAACUACAGAAAGCGCAAAGCAAGAAUUCCUGUGUUUAUCAUAAGGUCCAACUGUAGCCUGAAACCCAGAGCCGACUUUGCACAGCGCAGCUGCCUUCCUGCCUAAUGGCCCGGAACCAUGUCAGCAUCACGUGGUUUAAAUCUUCAGCUACAAAAUGGCUUCAGAAGCGAGACCUCAGAUCCGGGAGUGACUGGGCACUUGUCCUAAUUGUCACACUAGGCCACUCUUGGCCACCCUGAGGACUGGCUCUUUAAGGAGGCGGGAGGAAGUUUCUAGAGAGCCAACUCAUGGCAUUUGAGAGCGCUUUCCGAGCCAGCUGGAAGCUUUUCUUUCUGAAUGUCCUCCCUUGCAAAGGGCUGGGAAACCUGUCUCCUUAGGAAAAAACAAAACCAAAUAAAACCUUCUAAGGGCUGCAGUAGGGUUGGGGAGCAGGAAGAAACUGUCUCAAGUGGGACAGAGUGAUCCCAGCAGCGCAGUCUCUCUCUCUCUCUCUCUCUCUCUCUCUCUCUCUCUCUCUCU